AUGGCAUCCUCUACCUCUCAGCAAAGCCAAAACCCCCCUUCCUUUCUUCAACCUAUACAACUUCAUAACCAACUCAUCUCCAUCAAACUAACAGAUGAGAACCAUUUGAUUUGGAGGCAGCAAGUCCUUACUACAGUGAGAGGCUUUGGUCUUGAAGGGUUUCUAGAUGGAACUUCAGAAGCCCCUACCAGAUUCAUUCCCGGAGAAGAAGAGGGAAUAUUGCAGGUCAACCCAGAGUUCACCACCUGGCAGAGACAAGACCAACUCCUAGCAUCAUGGCUAUUGUCCUCACUUUCAGAAUCCAUCCUCAUCUCAGUGGUGGGGAUGAGCAGUUCUUCUCAGAUCUGGAAAAGCUUGGAGUCUAGCUUCUCUACACAAUCAAAGGCCAGAACAAUGCAUUACAGAAUUCAGCUCCAAAACCUAAAGAAAGGAACUUUGUCCAUCAGAGAAUAUGUGAACAAAGUAAAGCUGUGCUGUGACACCUUGGCUGCAGGAGGACACAAGGUGACUGAACAAGAUCAGAUAAUGCAUAUCUUGAGUGGCCUAGGACCUGAAUAUGAUGCAGUGGUGGCUGCAAGCCUCAGCAGCAGCAAGUGA
This is a messenger RNA of Striga hermonthica, 597 nucleotides long. Lineage: Eukaryota; Viridiplantae; Streptophyta; Magnoliopsida; Lamiales; Orobanchaceae. The record is from the annotation of a GenBank genome assembly.